AUGGCGAGGGGGAUGGCGCUCUGGCCAUGUUGGUUUUCCAACAAACAGCGCACAGUGUUGGAAAGCGAGCGUUGUAUGCACAAGAUGUCAACGAAGCACAUAACAAUCGAAUGCACACCGCAGCGCAUCACUUUUGAUCACGAUAACGGUGUCAACCAUAACGCCGGAUCGUUCGAUGUUGCCAUACAAGAUCGUCCGUUCCUUUGCAAAUUUAGCGGGGAAUCGGAGUGA
Messenger RNA from Peronospora matthiolae, 231 nucleotides. NCBI's taxonomy places the organism in Eukaryota, Oomycota, Peronosporomycetes, Peronosporales, Peronosporaceae. The record is from the annotation of a GenBank genome assembly.